Molecule: messenger RNA, 2064 nt
Organism: Closterium sp. Yama58-4
Lineage: Eukaryota; Viridiplantae; Streptophyta; Zygnematophyceae; Desmidiales; Closteriaceae
Source: the annotation of a GenBank genome assembly
AUGCACUCCCCGGACGCCCCGGAGCGUCGGGAUGCACUCCCCGGACGCCCCGGAGCGUCGGGAUGCACUCCCAGGACGCCCCGGAGCGUCGGGAUGCACUCCCCGGACGCCCCGGAGCGUCGGGAUGCACUCCCCGGACGCCCCAGAGCGUCGGGAUGCACUCCCCAGACGCCCCGGAGCGUCGGGAUGCACUCCCCGGACGCCCCGGAGCAUCGGGAUGCACUCCCUAGACGCCCCGGAGCGUCGGGAUGCACUCCCCGGACGCCUCGGAGCGUCGGGAUGCACUCCCCGGACCCCGGAGCGUCGGGAUGCACUCCCCGGACGCCCCGGAGCGUCGGGAUGCACUCCCCGGAUGCCCCGGAGCGUCGGGAUGCACUCCCCGGACGCCCCGAGCGUCGGGAUUCACUCCCCGGACGCCCCGGAGCGUCGGGAUGCACUCCCCGGACGCCCCGAAGCGUCGGGAUGCACUCCCCAGACGCCCCGGAGCGUCGGGAUGCACUCCCCGGACGCCUCGGAGCGUCGGGAUGGACUCCCCGGACCCCGGAGCGUCGGGAUGCACUCCCCGGACGCCCCGGAGCGUCGGGAUGCACUCCCCGGACGCCCCGGAGCGUCGGGAUGCACUCCCCGGACGCCUCGGAGCAUCGGGAUGCACUCCCCGGACGCCCCGAAGCGUUAGGAUGCACUCCCCGGACGCCUCGGAGCGACGGGAUGCACUCCCCGGACGCCCCGGAGCGUCGGGAUGCACUCCCCGGACGCCCCGGAGCGACGGGAUGCACUCCCCGGACGCCCCGGAGCGUCGGGAUGCACUCCCAGGACGCCCCGGAGCGUCGGGAUGCACUCCCCGGACGCCCCGGAGCGUCGGGAUGCACUCCCCGGACGCCCCAGAGCGUCGGGAUGCACUCCCCGGACGCCCCGGAGCGUCGGGAUGCACUCCCCGGACGCCCCGGAGCGUCGGGAUGCACUCCCCGGACGCCCCGAAGCGUCGGGAUGCACUCCCCAGACGCCCCGGAGCGUCGGGAUGCACUCCUCGGACGCCUCGGAGCGUCGGGAUGCACUCCCCGGACCCCGGAGCGUCGGGAUGCACUCCCCGGACGCCCCGGAGCGUCGGGAUGCACUCCCCGGACGCCCCGGAGCGUCGGGAUGCACUCCCCGGACGCCCCGAGCAUCGGGAUUCACUCCCCGGACGCCCCGGAGCGUCGGGAUGCACUCCCCGGACGCCCCGAAGCGUCGGGAUGCACUCCCCAGACGCCCCGGAGCGUCGGGAUGCACUCCCCGGACGCCUCGGAGCGUCGGGAUGCACUCCCCGGACCCCGGAGCGUCGGGAUGCACUCCCCGGACGCCCCGGAGCGUCGGGAUGCACUCCCCGGACGCCCCGGAGCGUCGGGAUGCACUCCCCGAACGCCCCGAGCGUCGGGAUUCACUCCCCGGACGCCCCGGAGCGUCGGGAUGCACUCCCCGGACGCCCCGGAGCGUCGGGAUGCACUCCUCGGACGCCCCGGAGCGUCGGGAUGCACUCCCCGGACGCCCCGGAGCGUCGGGAUGCACUCCCCGGACGCCCCGGAGCGUCGGGAUGCACUCCUCGGACGCCCCGGAGCGUCGGGAUGCACUCCCCGGACGCCCCGGAGCGUCGGGAUGCACUCCCCGGACGCCCCGGAGCGUCGGGAUGCACUCCCCGGACGCCGCGGAGCGUCGGGAUGCACUGCCCGGGCGCCCCGGAGCGUCGGGAUGCACUCCCCGGACGCCCCGGAGCGUCGGGAUGCACUCCCCGGGCGCCCCGGAGCGCCGGGAUGCACUCCCCGGACGCCCGGGAGCGUCGGGAUGCACUCCCCGGACGCCCCGGAGCGUCGGGAUGCACUCCCCGGACGACUCGGAGUGUCGGGAUGCACUCCCCGGACGCCCCGGAGCGUCGGGAUGCACUCCCCGGACGCCCCAGAGCGUCGGGAUGCUCUCCCCGGACGACCCGGAGCGUCGGAAUGCUCUUAUAGGGGAGUAGGUCUGGCUUGGUCCCGGCUCCAAACGCGCACUGACGUAGAAUGCAUACCUCUCAAUCCGGAGCCCUCCUAG